Molecule: messenger RNA, 1458 nt
Organism: Orbicella faveolata
Lineage: Eukaryota; Metazoa; Cnidaria; Anthozoa; Scleractinia; Merulinidae
Product: ras-related protein Rap-2a-like
Molecular function (GO): GTPase activity; GTP binding
Source: RefSeq, a predicted model, not a curated record
CGCGACGGCAGCUUCGUCGACACAGUAGGUCGUGUAGAGCUCGUGAAGUCAUAACUGGUUUAUCACUGACAAAACGUUUGUUUCUCUCGACGCUGUGUUGCGAGUCACGAACCUGUUACUGGAAGCACGCUAUAAGACGAUUAAAGUCGUCAUCCAUCUAGUUGCGGUAAGGAUUCGAUACCCUGUCACGAUUUUAUAAACGUAUAAACCGCUCGCUUGUGUUGGCUCAUCUGAGAAGCAACUCGUUGCCUUCGAAGACAUUUGGAAUCGACUAUGAAGAAACAAGUGAAAGAGCAGAAGAAGGUGGAGGGCAAGAAGAGAAGCUCUGCGUAUCUGAAAAUGUUCACAGUUGUUGUAUUCGGCGAGGCUCGGACUGGUAAAUCGUCGCUUAUCAAGACUUUCCUCGGUGAGACAUUCACCGAUGAGUAUGAACCCACUGUUGAGGACUUCUACUCCAAGCAAAUUCUCUAUAACGAUAGAAACUAUCAGGUGGAUAUCAUUGACACUUGCGGCUCGGAGAAUUUCCCUGCCAUGAGGAGAGUGGACAUACAGAAAGCGGACGCAAUUUUGCUGGUAUACUCGCUGGACAAUCCUCGUUCAUUUGAACGGCUGGAACAGCUCAGAGAAGAAAUCUUUCAAGAAAGAGGCCACAAUCUUCCGGUCAUGGUUGUGGCGAACAAAUCGGACGCCGUCUUAGAUGGACACGCAUUAGAAAUGAAAACGAACGAUGGGAGUCUAAUAAACACAAAGUAUGUCGCAGAGAAGGAAUGGAAUUUAUUGUGGACAAUCACAUCAGCGAAGAUGUCCUGGGGCGUUGAAGACAUGUUUCAUGGUCUAAUAGAUGCAUUCUAUGUUCGUAGAACACAAACUCUUCCAGCUAAAGGUAGCCGUUCGUGGCUGGGAAGUCCAUUAUUAAGUAGCCUUCGGCGAAAAUCGAAAUGAAAAUAGAAAUAACGUGCGCCUGAUGACAUGUUAGCUCUGUAGUAUAUUUUCGACGCUCUCAAAAUCUUAUGACGUUCAAUCUAUGAUGUGAGAUUUUUUUCCAGUUGCAUAAUAGUUUAAUUAAUCUUUCGUCCUUCAAACGCCAUUGGAGAAGGUGUUUAUUUUAAACUUUGCGCAUUUCUCAGUGCGUGGAUGAACAGAAUGUAAACUAUUUUACGAUUGUUUUUCCAGUUACAUGAGGUUUUGUUCACAAUUCAUGGUUUAAGGUACGCGUCUUAAAUAUCUUAUUUCAUCUCGAAAUUUUACCCAGAACAAAUUUGAAAUUAGUGGUUGAAAAAUAAUUUUAUCCACUUAUAUAAUAUACUAAUUGAUUAGUCAAUAAGGCUUUGAACUAUUUCAUACUGUUCAAUAUUUCACAUAAUUGGUGCAAAAUAUGUAAAUACCAAAACAGAUGUAUAAGCGACAUUCGAAGACAGUAGUUUAUAAUAAUAAAUGAACUAGCUGAUCUUGACUGAC